UUUACUGGAUGACUUGGAUUUAAAUGUGCAUGUUUAUUCAUAUAGAUAGAAAAGUGCAUUCUGUUUAAGCUUUAGUUUUGUUAAAACUCUUUGAGGGCUCUGUGAUAACCUUUAUUUCUAUACAGGGGAAGACAGGACUCCUCGCUACUACUCUGCAUAACUGUGACUGUGAUCAGUGUCUGCCCAGUACAACCAGUCUGACAUGGGAGCAACCCAUCCGGCUCAAAAUUUUAUAAAUCUACAUUUUGGGGAAAGAAGCUGGGUUAGAUAGUGUUUCAUUAUAGUUUAAUUGAGAUUCCUUUGCUGUAAAGUUGGAUAUUUUGUAUCAUUGUUAACCUCUUGUGUGGAUUAUGUGAGCAGUGAUUUUCUGUUGAUUGCACUUCUUGCUAAUGAGGUGAAGUGUUUGGGAGUUUGUAAUGCUCUUAACAAACAAUGUCCCUAAUAACGAGGCUGCGGACCCUCCCCUCCUCACGUCCCCUGUCCGGUCCGUCUGGACUGUCCUUUGUCCCCCCACAUGCCAUCUGCUGCAUGCUAUUAUAUUAGGCGGCUUUAGCCUUUAAGUAGUAACACUUCUGAUGCGCCCUUUCCCCUCGCAUUUAGCGCCAAUCCCCUCAUAUGCGCAGGAGACGCAGUCCCCGUGUGUGCGUUUUCUACAUUUCCCCCGCUCCGCAAUCUCACCGACUUUAUUUCAACCUAACGGCGGCUGGCUGCCCCGUGACGUCACCGCCCCAGCGAGAGUCCCCGUUCUUGUGUGCGGUCCGAGGGAACAGCUCGAGCGGGAUGCUCGCCGCCCGCCGCCCGGACUGCUGCGCGCAGCGCUGAGAGCUCCCCGUCCGACCGAAUGUCAACGGCGAGGCCCGACGAGCGAUGUUCCGACGGGUGGCAGCGUUAAAGAGAGCCGAGGAUGAAAACGUGGACUCCGGAGCUGAAACCGCAGAGUUAAACCUGGGACUGUGUGGAGUGGGCGCUCACGUGCUUCUUAUUUUGUGUCCCACGCAGAUCUGACUGCAGCAGGAUGUCAUCAUCUGGCAUUGAGCUCAUGACGCGGCGACUCAAGCAGCAGCAGCAGCAGCAGCAGCUCCUGUUGAUGAACCUGCACCUGCUGGCCAACCCUGGAGACUCCCUCCUGCUGCAGCACACGCUGGACCGCCUUCUGCGCUGGCUGUGCCCCAGCCUCCGCAUCUUCCACGUGUCCGAGAGGGCCUCGCCAUUCAGAGGCUACACCCGUCCCUGUCCUGUGGCAGGCUACCCUUCUCUGGCCAUUACUUUCUUCCUCCAUGAAGCAUAUGGCGAGGAGAGGAUUCUCAAAGUGCUGGACUUCUUUCAAAGGCCUCCCUGGCAGUACCAUCACACUGAGAGCUGUGGCAGCAGAACUGGCGGGGUCCACAUUAACCCCAGCAGCUCUCCUGCCAGCGCCCUGCUGCGGCCCUACCUGCUGCCCAGCCGAGACUUCUACAGUUUGGGUGCAGGGAUGCCUGUGUGGGGAGUCCGCCCGGUGCACUGUGGAGGAGAAAUUCUGCGUGUGACACUGUACAGUGCUUACGACAAUUACGAGGACGCUGUGCGGCUCUAUGAGACGGUGCUCCAGCGACAGGCGGAGGAGCAGAAGACCGGUUUCUGUUGGUUCACACUCCACACAGAGCCAGGGUUGUGCCUGCAGCUGGCUUUGAAGCAGUUGUCACCAGGGGUCCGGGUGGAGCCCUGCAGUUCUGCUGUGCUGCAAUUUAGUGUGGACGAAAUUGGCCAGCUGGUGCCGCUGCUGCCCAACCCCUGCACGCCCAUCAGCAAUACACGCUGGCAGACAGAGGAUCUGGACGGCAACAAGGUCCUUUUCCAGGUAAAAACCCCCUCUCAACCUCAGCAGCCACUGACCUGUGCUUUCCCCGUGACCUGCCCCAGCGUGUCCCCUCGUGGAAUCCAGCUCAGGAGCUCAGGACAGAGCCACAGUCUCUCGCCCUGUAGCCUGACAGCGCCUCUGUCCUGGCAAACACUCAAGCAAGGACCCAGACCACACAGUGAUCCUGUGUUGGAGAAGCUUCAAGGGGGAGCAGGAGGCAAAGCAGAGAGCUACGGCUCAGGAAGCUGCUGUAGCACCCCUCCUGGCAGCUCCUGUUACUCAUCCCAGCGCAGCAGCCCUGCACCACCUUCAACCUCCAACCACGCCGAUUCUCCUCUUCGGCCCUCCAUCGCCCGUUCUCUCUCUCAUCUCCUUCUAGAAGAAGAUGAAGAGGAGGCAGAGACCAAUGUAGACACGGGUGUGCCUGUCUCCCCGCUCCCUGACACAGUCAAAACAAUUGCUCCGUCUUCCUCCAUGGACCUCUUGAUGACUCCAGCCGUUGGGGAGUCAGCUGCUCAGAGUCGGGCAGAGGAGUUGAGUGAGUGUCUGCCACAAACAUACAUUCGUCCCAAGACAUGGGCCACUGCUGAUUGUACAAAUGCAGCCACUGAAGGAUCCAGGACCACAGCAGCAGGACAAUGCCAGCGUAAAGGACCUGUGGCUGAGAGUAGGACUACAGCACAGAUUCUGUCAGCACGCAUGAACAACGAGGAACUUGAUGAGUUCUUCAUCUAAAUUCCUGCAGUGCAUAAACAAACAUACCCCAUGGAGGAGACUGUGCAAAAUGGGAAACCCUGUAAAGGGGCACAACCCCCCUGUUCAAACUCGGCUGUCAGUUAGGAGGAAAUAUGGUGUUAAGCUGAAACCUUUGGCUUCCUCCAAACUGUGCAAGCCAGACCUGAUUUAGUAGACCUUACAGAUCAAGUUACUGUACUUUCAGAGGUAGCUGUAUGUUAUACUCUGCAGUCAGUGUCUUUUGAUCAAAUCUUGAGUGGCCCAUGUCCACUAUUAUUCAGAAAUAUUUGGAUUCAUCUCAUGACUUAUGCAUCUGUGGUGCAAACUUGCAACCCUGUGAAUAGCAAACGUCUGAAAAAGCAAUGUUCUCAUCAUGUAGUUGUUCUUUGACCUUUCUGUUUCUUGUGACUAGAAAUCUGAUCUAGCCAGAUUCCACAGAGUAACACUGUCAGGCUUUUUAUGGUAAAAGUAUAGUUUAAAAUUGAAAUGAUCCUCUCAAGUGUAAUUUUCAUAAUUGAAGCAGAAAUUAGUGUAUUAUGAUGUCUUACAUAGGCUAGAAAUAAUGUUCAAAUUACCUAGGGACAACUACUAUAUUUUAAAAUAAUUUAAUUAUUAGUAUGUAUGGUGUGAUAUACAUACAGGCAAAGAAAGUCACAGAAAGCAAAACAACAAUAUGCAAACAAAUCAGUUGUAGUGCAUCAUUCAGUGUCCUGAUGAAACCCAUGCUGUUCAAACCCUAUUUUCCAAAAAAACAAACAUUUUAGUGGCCAUGAAAUAUCUUUAAAUAAACACAUUAACAGAAACUUGGAUCUGAUAUCCACGUGGUACACUGAUUAAAUCGGGUUUAUCCAGUGCAUAUAAACCAAGGUCACGCAGUAUGUUUUGCUCACUGAGGACAUGCAGGGCAGCAAGAUGUGAAUGUGUUCAGCUGUUUACGGCUAUUAGGUAUUACUGCCUAAUGAGGAGGUCUACAUUAUGUGGAUCGUUAAAUUGUAUUUAUAAAAAUAAUAAAUGCAUAUUAAUAUUA
This is a messenger RNA of Betta splendens (Siamese fighting fish), 3599 nucleotides long. RefSeq names its product protein FAM124B. The record is from RefSeq and is a predicted model, not a curated record. Gene Ontology annotation, cellular component: nucleoplasm. Bases 1016 to 2572 code for a protein of 518 amino acids. The transcript is spliced from 7 exons. Lineage: Eukaryota; Metazoa; Chordata; Actinopteri; Anabantiformes; Osphronemidae.